Molecule: messenger RNA, 1459 nt
Organism: Camelina sativa (false flax)
Lineage: Eukaryota; Viridiplantae; Streptophyta; Magnoliopsida; Brassicales; Brassicaceae
Source: RefSeq, a predicted model, not a curated record
GAGAAAAAUUCUGGAUCGGAGAGCUUCGAAGCCUGGGAAUUUUCUUUGUACCCUCCCCUUCGUUCUUCUCUGAUCUCGAAUUCCACAUACCAAUUAUCGUAUCUCCUGAUUUUGAUUUCUUUCUUAUCACUAUGUUCUGAUAACAAAAAGCCCACACCUCCCCUCCAAAACGUUGUCUUCUCUGUAAAAACCCACUUUGUCGUAACCAAAUCUAGGGUUUUCUCGAGUUCGCUUUCUCUUGUGAUCGUGAGAUGUCUCGGUGUUAUCCGUUUCCACCACCUGGUUAUGUACUGAAAGAAAUCAACAAGGAUAAGUAUCUGAUCGAUUCGAUCAAGGGGGCAAAGGAUGAAGUUAAGAAAGAUAGAAAACACAAGAGGAAGGAUAAAAAGAGAAAGGAGAGGGAAACUGAGGCGGGUCGAAGCAGAAACCACAGGCAUAAGAGACGGCGCAAAGAUGAAGGCGCAAAAUUAAUUAACAGUGAGGUCGAGUUCUUAGAGAAGAGCUGCCAGACAGUGGAACUUGAGCUACAAUCAUCGUCUCAGAAUUCUUGUGAUAGCACUCUUCAUAGCAAUGAGAGAUCAAAACAAAUUCAGAGUCAGCCCCUUGAUGGUAGGCAUAACGACUCUGGUGAGUUUGUUUGUCUUUACUUGUUGUUGGGUCUGUUUGCUUAUGGUGUCAUUCUUUCUUGGUUUGAAGAAACCGGCUUACGGACCCGGUUAGCUGAAAAGGAUCCUGAGGCUGAGGUGAUGAUGUCCAACAAGGAUCAAAAACAGCGAUUUUCCCGGGAAAGGUUAGAUGCUUCUCUGUCUGCUGCUCCAAAGGAGUCUGUUGGUCAUCUUUAUUCCAUCACACAAGAUGCUUUAAGGGUCUGUCAAGAAAAAAGAAGAGAUCCGUCGAGAGACAUCACUACAGAGCUCAGCAAAGACAACAGAAAAGUUAGUAGAAAAGAUACGAUGCCAUCAUCAUCUUUAUGGACUCAUCCAGAAGAAGAGAAACCGUCCUCUAGUCAUCAGGAAACCAUUGGACCUUCGAAGCUAUCAUGCAAGAAAUGCCCUCCUUCCAUGGCCGGACAAUUUUUGAAUCUCAUCGACAACUGGACUCCUGCUCCUGUUGAGAGCAAGCUCACUGACUCUGAAGAUCAAGAAUGGUGGUUGUUCAUCAAGUUUGGAGCCAAAAGGCAACAAGUUAGCAACCAGAAAACCAACCAGGGAAGUAGUUCGAUGGUGUGGCCAACUGCUCGAUUUCUUCCGGAAGCCGAACUACACGCAUUGCCGUUCACUGUCCCGUUCUGAUUUCAACAAAGCUGGUCGAGAGAGUGGUUAACAUGACCAACAAAUAGUUUUUUUUUCCCAUGUAUUUUUUAGAUUAGCCUUAAGACUGAAAAACUCAGAAUUAUAUAUGUGAUUCUUUGUAGAUAUGCUGGUAAUAUAGUAAACCAUUAUUAUGUGAAUAAUAUAUA